UAGUAUCUUGUUUGGGAAAAUUUCAUACUAAAUUUCAGGGAUAACAGUUGAUAACAAUCUAAGUGUUGUUUUAGUUCAUGGAGUUUUGCGGGCAAUGUUCGCACAAGUAGUGUAGAAUCAGUAUAACAGUGAGGUAUAACAAAACAAACGAUCUUCUCGCCCUGUACUUCAGUGAAAUUGCUUUACUUCUGGAUCUGAUAAGAAACGAUCGUCUUUUGUCUACGUUCGUUCAACAUUCGAGAGUAAAAUUUCAAUGUUUUGGUUUAUUGUAACGGUAGGCUGUUAAAAUAUGAAUAAAAACAUCGAGUACCCAACACUGCCGGUCAGCAAAGAAGAAUGUUUGCAGUAUGUGUUGUACGUCGCGAUGAUCCACGUCGAGAUCAUACCAGAUAUCAGUGAUACUCUUUUGGUAAAUCUAAUCGGACCACCGGAGAAUUAUACUCCUAGAGCCAAGCUUUAUGCCACGCCCAAACUCGGAACGUGGUGGCAAAGCAUGCCCGAGUUCGGGCUGGAGAAUGUUGCGCCGGAAGAUAAUGCUCCAGUUAAUUUUUAUUUCAUUGUGAAAUACGAGCUGUCCGUCUACCCGUCCAGGGUCGGCUGGUAUGAAAAGAAGCAUACCGGGGCAGUGGUACGCAUCUGGGCCUACAGAGCCGAAGCAAAGGAAUGGUCCCUGCUGUGGGAUUGUCGUUAUGAUGGCGUCCUGAGCAACAGUUCUCCCCAGCUCUUCUGCCCAGAGAUACGUACCGUUCGACACUCGACAAAGUUGCUACGGUUCGAGCUUAACACGCGUGAUCGGGUAAAAGCCAUCGUCAACUUUGAUGGAAUUGCUUUGGUAGGUGUGGAAGACAGUUCGGAGGAAACGUUACAUCAGUCGUCUGCGGUACCAUUGAAAUCGCACGAAGGAGUCACUCAGGACAGUGGCACGCGCGACUCAAGCGCCCUACCACCUACUAGGGCCACUGGGAGGAAGCUUACCGAUCUACCACACGAAAUGCUGUUUAAGAUCUUUUCGCACCUCGAUCAGCUGUCGCUCCGUAACGUUGGACAGGUGUGCAAUUCGUAUGCCGCGCUCGUAUCCGAUGCCCGACUGUAUCGGGUGGUAAACCUGCGUCCAUACUGGCACAAGAUGAACAGGCAGCAUCUGCAAUGGCUGCAGAAACGAUGCACCGGCAUCAGCAAGCUGGAUCUCUCCUGGUGUGGCAAUGUCGACGUAUUCAACAAUUCCGACGUGAAUGCAUUGUUGAAGCGUCGCGGUGCCACCCUAACGCACUUGCGGCUCAAUUGCUUCGGAGUAUCUGUCAAUCUGUCCCGCAUGCUUAAGCUCUGUCCCAAUCUAACCGAGCUUUGCAUGCAAAGCGCGUGCAUCGACAAUAAUUACAUAUUCAGCCAUUCCUAUUGCGGACAGUUGGUUACGCUCGAUCUGGGCCGGACAAGCGUUUCGAUCAAAAUGCUCAAUCAUCUGCUGCAGCAUAAUCUAGGGCUGCAGCAUCUAAACCUGUCGUACUGUACCUUUCCUGUGUUGGACAGGCUUUUAACAUUCGGUCAACGAUAUCAUUUGCAAUCUUCCAUCAUCUGUACGAUCAGGGAAUACAACCGGCAGCUCAUAAGCCUUAACCUUUAUCGGACGUGCAUAGUGACUGCGGAUGCACUGGAGGCGCUAUAUAAUUGCUUCAACCUAGAAGAGCUCGACCUCGGCUAUAGCUGGUACUCAAAUCAAUGUUUCGAUUAUGAGCUAACUAUGCUGGUGCAGACUUGUACGCGCCUACAACGAAUAGGAAUUGCCGGUUAUAUGACGUCGAGCGAUUCCUUUCUGCAAACGUUUGCGGCGAGCUGUCCCGAGCUACAGCUGCUGGAUCUGACCGAAUGUGAGAUACUAAACGAUGAGUUGAACGCUUUGCGAAAUGAAUUUCCAACACUCAGCAUAUUAGACCAAUCGAGGAGUGAAGGGACUCAAUGAAAUUGGUCAUAGAUUUGCUGGUUUGAUGAGAUAGAGAUGAGGCGACGUGUGUAUAGAACACAUUAUUCCGGCGAAUAGUGGGAUGGUGAUAACAAAAAUCUUUUGAUUAUAAGCCGCUGAUUCAAGACAUUGGUUAAAAACACACACAAAAUCAGCAUUUCAUUUUCAACAUUAAUUCUUUUAUUAAAGGUUACCCUAUCGCCUAUCUUAUUUGGUCUUUUAUGAUCAACAAUCUAUGAACAACGGGUUGCGGGAUAAAUCCAAAAAGUACACUAUCAACUUAACGCUACACUGCGCACUCCUUCCCAUGAACACUAGGCUUCUGCAGUACUACCACUCUACGGUUGAAAUAGGAAA
Molecule: messenger RNA, 2314 nt
Organism: Anopheles arabiensis
Lineage: Eukaryota; Metazoa; Arthropoda; Insecta; Diptera; Culicidae
Product: F-box/LRR-repeat protein 4-like
Exons: 2
Coding region: 290-1957 (555 amino acids)
Biological process (GO): SCF-dependent proteasomal ubiquitin-dependent protein catabolic process
Cellular component (GO): SCF ubiquitin ligase complex
Molecular function (GO): protein binding
Source: RefSeq, a predicted model, not a curated record